Recurvomyces mirabilis is the source of this 2649-nucleotide messenger RNA. RefSeq names its product pre-mRNA-splicing factor syf1 (gene SYF1). The transcript has a single exon. Gene Ontology annotation, molecular function: protein binding. The record is from RefSeq and is a predicted model, not a curated record. The coding region runs from base 1 to 2649 and encodes 882 amino acids. Lineage: Eukaryota; Fungi; Ascomycota; Dothideomycetes; Mycosphaerellales; Teratosphaeriaceae. Gene Ontology annotation, biological process: generation of catalytic spliceosome for first transesterification step; mRNA splicing, via spliceosome. Gene Ontology annotation, cellular component: U2-type catalytic step 2 spliceosome; Prp19 complex; post-mRNA release spliceosomal complex.
AUGCCAGGCGAGCUGCUGCGCACACUGACGCCACCAUUUGCACUCACCUUUGGACUAUCUCGACCGGGCUCGAGGAAAGCCUCCGCGGAGCAGAGUACUGCAGGCGCAGAGAGGAUGGCGGAGGUACAGAGGGCACAGCAGCCACAGCAGAGGUUUCUGUAUCUGGUAUCGCAGAACGACGAGGUGUAUGAGAACGAUGUCCUGCGCAAUUCGGGCAAUGUACGACCUUGGCUGGACUAUGCGAACUUCAAGAGGCAGUAUGGAACGAAGCUGGAGCAGGCGUUCGUGCUCGAGAGAGCGGUGACAGCUUUGCCGAGGAGCUACAAGCUGUGGAAGAUGUAUCUGGAGCUGCGGACGAAGCAUCUCAAAGGCAGGAACGCGGCGAGACACAAGGCCGAGUACCAGAAGGUGAACGCUCUGUUCGAGCGAGCACUGGUGCUGCUCAACAAGAUGCCAAGGAUAUGGCAGAUGUAUCUGGCAUUCCUAUGCGAGCAGCCCUUGGUCACUCCCACGAGACGAACAUUCGACCGUGCUCUACGAGCUCUGCCUCUAACACAACAUAAUCGAAUCUGGGCUUUGUACAGGCCAUUCGCAAACUCUGCUGGUGGAGAUACGGCUGUCAGAAUAUGGCGACGGUAUAUGCAGGUACACCCUGAGAACAUGGAGGAUUUCAUCGACCUGCUGGUCAGGGAGCGAAGGUAUACGGAGGCUGUUCAGCGCUACAUCGAAAUACUCAACAACCCACGAUUCAAGUCAAAAGAGGCCAAGGGACCCUUUCAGCAUUGGACCGAAAUGCUCGAAGUCCUCAUCGAUCACGCACGAGCUAUACCGAACCCGCUUCCAAUGCUCGAUGGCACCACGAUGGCCGUGGAGAAGAUCAUUCGAUCGGGUCUGCAACGAUUUCCUGACCAGCGAGGUAUACUUUGGGUUGGUCUGGCGCGAUACUACAUCAACCAAGGGGCAUACGAGCGAGCCAGAGACAUCUUUGAAGAGGGCAUCACCACAGUAAUGACCAUCCGCGACUUCAGUGUGGUGUUCGAUACUUACGCAGAAGCUGAAGAAGCUCUGAUCAGUAUCAAGCUCGAGGACUCUGCAAAGCGACAGCAGAAGGGCAAGGUAGACGAGAAUGCAGAUUUGGACCUCGAUAUCAGAAUGAUGCGAUUUGAGCAACUCAUGGACCGACGCCCGUUCCUGAUCAACGAUGUCCUGCUACGGCAGAACCCAUACAACGUCAAUGAAUGGUCGAAGCGUGUUGCUCUAUGGGGUGACAACGCACAAAUGGUUGUGCAAACAUACACUGAUGCGAUUGCUGCGAUCAACCCCAAACGAGCCAUUGGCCGCUUCCACGAGCUCUGGACCAAUUACGCAAAAUUCUACGAAGCUGGAGGCGAUUUGAGGAACGCGCGAAUCAUCCUGGAGAAGGCGGUCAAGGUACCUUACAAGUCAGUAUCAGAGCUUGCAGAAAUGUGGACAGAGUGGGCAGAGAUGGAGCUUCGCAACGAAAACUUUGACCAGGCUGUCAAUAUCAUGGCUUCUGCGACAAAAGCACCGAAGCGAAGUAAUGUUGACUAUUUUGACGAGACGCUGAGCCCGCAACAACGAGUCCACAAGAGUUGGAAACUCUGGUCUUUCUAUGUUGAUCUAGUAGAGUCAGUCUCAAGCCUGGAUGAGACGAAGAAAGUCUACGAGCGCAUAUUCGAGCUCAAGAUCGCCACACCGCAGACUGUGGUCAACUAUGCCAACCUGCUUGAGGAGAAUGGCUAUUUCGAAGAUUCCUUCAAGGUCUACGAGCGAGGUCUGGAUCUGUUCUCUUAUCCUGUCGCCUUUGAGCUGUGGAAUCUGUACCUUACGAAAGCCGUCGACCGUAAAAUCAGCAUCGAGCGAUUACGAGAUUUAUUUGAACAAGCAGUAGAGGACUGCCCACCAAAAUUCGCGCGAACACUAUACCUGAUGUACGGCGCGUUAGAAGAGGAGCGAGGUCUUGCACGGCACGCUAUGCGUAUCUAUGAGCGCGCUACUCGUGCCGUAGCAGACCAAGACAGAGCAGAGAUGUUUGAGUUCUACGUCACGAAAUCUGCUUCCAACUUUGGCCUGACCUCCACACGACCUAUCUACGAACGUGCGAUUGCUGCUUUGCCUGAUAAGGAAGCAGCAAGUAUGUGCAUCAAAUUCGCUGAGAUGGAACGAAGAUUAGGCGAAAUUGACCGCGCGAGAGCAAUCUUCGGUCACGCAAGUCAGUUCUGCGACCCGAGAGUCGAGGCAGCGUUUUGGAAGAAAUGGGAGGGCUUCGAGGUACAGCAUGGCAACGAAGACACGUUCAAAGAAAUGCUGCGCAUCAAGCGAAGUGUUCAAGCACAGUUCAAUACUGACGUCAACUUCAUUGCUAGUCAAGCUGUGGCGAGACAGCAGGCUAUGCAGAGCAAUGGAGGUGCUGCGGAUGCACAGGAAGAAGCCAUGGAUUUGGAAGGAGAAAUUGAUCGGAAAAAGCUAGAUGCUAUGGCUGCACUUGAGCGACAAGCGAGAGCACCUAUGGGUUUCGUGGCUGCUACUUCGGGUCAUGAGGGUGGGAACAGGCCAAAGUUUCAGGAGAGCAAGGAAGAGGUCCCGGUCAGGAACGAGGCGGAGAUUGAUAUUGAUGACGACCUGUGA